Messenger RNA from Penicillium cinerascens, 405 nucleotides. RefSeq lists its product as uncharacterized. Bases 1 to 405 code for a protein of 134 amino acids. The record is from RefSeq and is a predicted model, not a curated record. The transcript has a single exon. NCBI's taxonomy places the organism in Eukaryota, Fungi, Ascomycota, Eurotiomycetes, Eurotiales, Aspergillaceae.
AUGUCCUACAACGUAUACACCGUCGAAUCCCUCGGAAACGGCGAACGCAACCACAAAGCAAUCUACAUCGAAACGAACCCCACCGCGGCACAAAAAUCAUUCAAGGGAGCCCUUUACCACGUCACCGGAACGAUCCUUAAUGGAAUGACCUACGAAUCCCGCGACACGAUAGACCCAGAACAGCUACCCGAGCAUAUCCCAGGCACAAAGAAACAAAUCGCGACCAUUGCUGCACCCGACCUAGCAAGGUUCGAGGAUGAAUGCUGUUUGACUGUUCCACCCCCGCGAGCCCAGAUUACUCUCAGCGGCAAGAGACUGUUUCCCCAGAUCCCACUCUAUCGAUGUCGAGAGUGGCUCGCGGAUGUGGAGAAGGUGGCAGUUGAAAAGGGUAUCUUCGCGCGAUAG